CAUGCGGUGCUGACGUCAUCAGACACGCCCUCUCUACUGACCAAAAACAUUUGGGUCCAGACGUGAGCGGUCCGGAGAGCCCGAUUACACUGAUUUUUUUUUAAAUAUUAUUAUUAAGUCUUAUUCAUUAGCCGAUAAAGGGUUUUCGAAUAUGGUCUGUGGCGGGUUCACCUGUUCCAAAAAUGCACUUUGUUCCCUGAAUGUGGUUUAUAUGCUGGUCGGGCUGCUGCUGAUUGGAGUAGCAGCAUGGGGGAAGGGCUUUGGCUUGGUGUCCAGCAUCCACAUCAUCGGCGGGGUCAUCGCGGUGGGCGUCUUCCUGCUGCUCAUCGCUAUCGUUGGACUCAUCGGAGCGAUACACCAUCACCAAGUCAUGCUUUUCUUUUACAUGGUCAUUCUCUUUAUCGUAUUCCUGUUCCAAUUUGGAGUUUCCUGUUCCUGCUUGGCAAUGAACGGCGGUCAGCAGGAGGCCCUUCUGAACUCUGCUUGGAGAAUGUUGGAAAACAAGACCAAGAUGGACCUGGAGAACCAGCUGAACUGCUGUGGGCUGCUCGAUGUCCCCGAAAGUCGGGCCCAGUUUGAGCUGGAUGUGGCUCACUGUACCGCUUUAUGCAAAAGUGAAAGCUGUCACACCUGCGGGGAUUUGAUGCUGACUCAUGCAACAGUGGCUCUGAAGAUUCUCGGGGGCGUCGGGCUCUUCUUCAGCUUCACAGAGAUCCUGGGAGUGUGGCUCGCGGUGCGCUACAGGAACCAGAAGGAUCCACGGGCAAACCCGAGUGCUUUCCUAUAGUCUGUCCCGCGAACGCAGCGCCGCGCCGCGCCGUAGAUGCUGUUCCAGACACACUGGUACACGUAGAAUCAUGCACAUGUAGAGGCAGACACUCCGACAUCCAAAACAAGACCAGACCAACCACAACAACACAGAAGGAACGAGCGCACGCAGCACCUGACAAACACUGAAACAAAACACACACCUUCACCUGAGACUGCGAAACUACAACAACCUGUUCAGAAAUAUUGCCAGAGCUCCAGCUGGAAGACCUGGAUACUUAUGUAUGAAAGGAUAACUUGUAAUACCAACAAGUGUUGGUAUUGUGCCCCAGCCUUGAUUUGAGUACCAGAUUUCUUGCUAGUUGAGGGAUGAGACCUCCCUGCAUGUGUCCUGCACAGACAAACCUCCUCUUUGUUGAUUUCUCUCCACACACCAACCAAAUGACUGUGCCCUGUCCAACAAAUUAACUUGUAUGCACCUUGAGUUUUUUUCCCUCUCGUCUCUGAUGUAGUGGCACCACACAACAUCAAAUAUAUUCCCCCGGUCAGUGCUAUCAGUGAUGUGUAGAACUGUAUACUCAGACAUGUCCGGGGGGGGGGGGGGGGCACAUACUGGACAUGCGUUGUAAAGUAGUUUUAAAGCUGUAUGUAAAUGUUCUUUUUCCAAUGCCACACAUGCCGGGAUUUACCAGGAUUAGGACGCGAGAAUAGAUGUUGUCAUGUAGUUAUUAGUCUUUGGGGUUCAAAGUAUUUAUGAACUGUAACUGAGCCAACUAACUUUUAACAGUCUGAGAUAUUAGGAUGCCAACGGACUGCAUCCAGGAUGUUGUACAUAAUCUUUUAUAAAUCAUUCUCGAUGGGUUUGGUAUGUAGUUGCCCCUCUAGUUAAGAAGUUUGCCUGCGUAGUUUGAAGGCCGAGAUCAUCGACUCCUCCCUGCAUUUAAGAAGUUCCUUUGUGCCGCACAGUGAUGUUGCUUAGUAUAGAUUCUGGUUGUAGAGAAGUGGAUUCAGGUAUGUGUCGUUACUUCCUGUGUAACUGGAAGAAAUUACAAAAAAAAAAAAAUGAUUUGAAAUAAUUGGGUAAAUGUGGACAACGCUGAUUAUUGCAAACCCACUUUUGUUUUUAAUAGUAUUAAUUGUGAAAAUGCUCUUGGUUGCAAUUUCUGUUUUAAAAUAAUGUAUGUUCUCUGUUGCCAUCAGCUGUUUUUCGUUCAUCAGUGUUAAAUGCUUUGUAAAAUAAUACC
Messenger RNA from Etheostoma spectabile (orangethroat darter), 2012 nucleotides. It is a transcript of the gene tspan31, whose product is annotated as tetraspanin 31. The transcript has 6 exons. NCBI's taxonomy places the organism in Eukaryota, Metazoa, Chordata, Actinopteri, Perciformes, Percidae. Bases 152 to 787 code for a protein of 211 amino acids. The record is from RefSeq and is a predicted model, not a curated record. Gene Ontology annotation, cellular component: membrane.